AUGAGGUUCUGCGUAGGGUCGGAAACUCUCAAUCCUGCCCGUCUGGAGGGUCAGGAGGCCGGGAGCGAGACGAAUAACUUCUUGGGUCUUGCUCCAAGGAGCGGAGAUUCUCGGCAGCGACCCUCACACCUGCGCGGCUGUGGAGUCGCCUCGCAGCACCGAGCUGCGAGCGCCCUGCUCCCGGUCCCGGCUCGAACUGAACUGUGCAAGUGGCGGGUCCUGGAGCCCCGGCCCAGGAGCGGCGAGCCCAGGUCUGAGCCCAGGGCGCAGCGGCCGGCCGCCGAGGCCCUGGUUCGGGACCGAGCCGAGGCGCGGAGCGGGAGAGCCGGGCGGGCGGGCCGGCGCCGCGUCCGGGCGAGUCAGGGAGCAGGACCGCGGAAGGCAGGGAGACGGCCGCAAGCAGAGGGCAGAGGGCAGAGUGCAGAGAGCGGCCUGGCUCGGCGGAGGGCGCCGCCCGGCCGGAACCGAGCUCUACGCGCGGGACUGCGGCCGGCGGUGGGGCGCGGACCCAGGGUGGCCACGAGUCCCGAGCGACUCCCCGGCCCACGGCGGGGGGCGUGCCUGCUCCCAACCCAGCCGCCCCAGCCCCGCGCGCCGGUCAGCCGCGUUGCCGCCGGGGCAUGUGAGCGGGAAGCCCGGGCUGCCAGCCGCGAGGACCCGUACGGAGGAAGAGCCGGAGCAGGAGCGCGGAGCCCGGAGCCCAGCGCCUGGCUGAGUAACUCGGCAAAGGCAGCGAUUAGGGAUGAGCUGGGUGACAGUGGGGAAGAACAGAGGUAAAACCAGUCCACACAAGGCACCAGCCCCGUAGGCAAGAGACCUGCCUCUGAACAGAUCCCCUGGCCAGGAGGCCUCUGUGGGUCUCAGUUUCCCACUGGAAAGACAGCAAGACGCCUCGCCCCUGCUGAGGCACUCAGGAAAUGGAUGGGAAACAGGAAAAGCACCUGGAGGUUUCUGGAAGAAAGAAGCGCUGAAUGUUAGAGUGAUGGAAGAGAUAACAAGUAGGCAGAG
Mustela erminea (ermine) is the source of this 1008-nucleotide messenger RNA. RefSeq lists its product as uncharacterized. The transcript is spliced from 5 exons. The coding region runs from base 1 to 777 and encodes 258 amino acids. Lineage: Eukaryota; Metazoa; Chordata; Mammalia; Carnivora; Mustelidae. The record is from RefSeq and is a predicted model, not a curated record.